GUGCAGUGUAAAAUUUUCCAUUAGUUUUCCGAUCUUUGGAUUUUGUGACAAAUGGUUCAGCAUGGUCUGUUAAAUGCCCAUGUAGUGGUAUCUUUGAAGUAAUAAGUGUCAGAGCCAUAUGUAAAUAAUAUCAGGUGAUUGAGACUCAGAAUCAACAAUUAUGUCUGAGAAAACUUCAUCAAAUCAACCACAGCCAAUUGUUAAAAUUGGUCACUAUACACUAGGACAAACAUUAGGUGUCGGUACAUUUGGUAAAGUAAAAAUUGGAGAACAUGUUUUAACAAAACAUAAGGUUGCUGUGAAAAUUUUGAAUCGUCAAAAGAUUAAAAGUUUGGACGUUGUUGGGAAGAUUAGAAGGGAGAUACAAAAUCUGAAACUUUUCAGACAUCCUCACAUUAUUAAAUUAUAUCAGGUUAUAAGUUCGCCCACUGAUAUAUUUAUGAUAAUGGAAUAUGUAUCUGGUGGAGAAUUGUUUGACUAUAUUGUGAAGCAUGGCAAACUAAAAGAAUACGAGGCGCGAAGAUUCUUCCAACAGAUUAUUUCUGGCGUUGAUUAUUGUCACAGGCAUAUGAUAGUUCAUCGCGACUUAAAACCAGAAAAUCUAUUGUUAGAUCAUAAUCUACAUGUAAAAAUAGCAGAUUUUGGCUUGUCGAACAUGAUGAUGGAUGGAGAAUUUUUACGUACUUCUUGCGGUUCCCCUAAUUACGCAGCGCCAGAAGUAAUUUCUGGUAAAUUAUAUGCUGGCCCUGAAGUUGAUAUCUGGUCUUGUGGGAUAAUACUGUAUGCUUUACUUUGUGGUACUUUACCAUUUGAUGAUGAACAUGUACCAACACUUUUUCGUAAAAUUAAGUCUGGAGUUUUCCCCAUUCCAGAAUACCUGAAUAAAACUGUUGUAAGUCUUUUAUGUCACAUGUUGCAAGUGGAUCCUAUGAAAAGGACAACGAUUGAAGAUAUUAAGAAACACGAAUGGUUCCAAAAGGAUUUACCUUCGUACUUGUUCCCAUCACCUGUUGAGCAAGACGCCUCUGUAAUUGAUAUAGACGCAGUAAACGAAGUUUGCGAAAAAUUCAAUGUAAAAGAAGCAGAAGUUCAUUCAGCGCUGUUGGGUGGAGAUCCUCACGAUCAGCUGGCAAUUGCUUAUCACUUGAUUAUAGACAAUAAGAGAAUAGCAGACGAGGCUGCUAAGGCAGAAUUAAAAGAUUUCUAUGUGGCUUCUAGUCCACCUCCUGUUGCUUUUAGUCCUAACGAUACCAGUAGCAGCCCUUUAAGACCACAUCCAGAAAGAAUAGCACCAUUACGAGAAAGACAAAGUUCUCAAGGAAGCACGUCAUCCUCGAUACAAGGACCUCGUGGCACGCCAGUAAAACGGGCUAAGUGGCAUCUAGGUAUUCGUUCGCAAUCCAAACCGAACGACAUUAUGAACGAAGUCUAUCGAGCUAUGAAAGCUCUCAAUUUCGAAUGGAAAAUCAUAAACGCUUACAGCGUUAGAGUGCGUCAAAAGAACAAGCUGACAGACAGAUACAGCAAGAUGUCGUUACAACUUUACCAAGUUGAUUACAAAAGUUAUCUGUUAGAUUUCAAAUCCUUAUCAAACGAGGAAGAAGACAUUGGGCGAGAUCCCACACUCCCGCCACCUCAGGCAACAGGUCAUCACACUAUGGAAUUCUUUGAAAUGUGCGCAGCAUUGAUUACGCAGUUGGCUCGAUAGAUUGCUAGAAUGUCAGAAUAUCCGAGUUUAACUACGUUUAACAAUGCGUUUUAUUCUCCUUCCGUUGUGUACCAAUGCAAAUUCAUAGGAUAAAGGGAACUUUCUUAGAAGGAAAGUAACAUCAGUUUUGCAAAAAGAUUGAGUGCACGGAAGGGAAGAGUACAAUAAAUCCGUAGAAAAUCAA
Molecule: messenger RNA, 1892 nt
Organism: Frieseomelitta varia
Lineage: Eukaryota; Metazoa; Arthropoda; Insecta; Hymenoptera; Apidae
Gene: AMPKalpha
Product: 5'-AMP-activated protein kinase catalytic subunit alpha-2
Exons: 10
Coding region: 161-1708 (515 amino acids)
Biological process (GO): intracellular signal transduction; protein phosphorylation
Cellular component (GO): cytoplasm
Molecular function (GO): ATP binding; protein serine/threonine kinase activity
Source: RefSeq, a predicted model, not a curated record